Wyeomyia smithii (pitcher-plant mosquito) is the source of this 852-nucleotide messenger RNA. RefSeq lists its product as uncharacterized. The transcript has a single exon. Lineage: Eukaryota; Metazoa; Arthropoda; Insecta; Diptera; Culicidae. The coding region runs from base 1 to 852 and encodes 283 amino acids. The record is from RefSeq and is a predicted model, not a curated record.
AUGAACUCCGAAUGCUACCAGUGCUCUCAACCGAUCAAAACACUUGAAUAUAUGCAGUGCAAUGGGUUUUGUAACCAGGCUGUACAUCUCAAAUGCACCGGAUUCAAGCGACCUAAUAUGGAACUCGUGAACAGUAAUCAUAACCUGUUAUGGUUCUGUGAUAAUUGUAUCGAGCAUCUUAAACAAUUUAAAGAAACACCUACUCCUAUGGCUCAUGACAUUGUGGCUGCUGUCUCGGAGAAUAUAUCUGAUUCAUUAUCAGCACUAAAAUCUGAGCUACUUGAAACUAAAGCAUUGACUAAGGCACUAAUAGAUAAAACCACAAACGACGUUUGUGAUCCUAACAGGGCACGCUCCGCUUGGCCGAGUGUCAAACGGCCCCGCGAUGUUGCAUUAAGAGAAACGCCAAAAUCACGCACUACCACCAAGCUCGCUUGUGGUACGAAACCUGUUGAAAAAUUAAGCAAAACUGUAGCUACUGUUGAAAAAGCACCUGAGAAAUUUUGGCUAUAUCUGUCCCGGAUUGCCUGUCACGUUACGGAAGAGGACAUUUCCGAGCUGGUUAAAAGUUGCUUGAGCACUGAACUGACCGUAGACGUUAAAAAACUUGUACGUAAAGAUGCUGAUCUGAAGCAACUUGCUUUCAUUUCCUUCAAAAUUGGAAUUGAUACAAGAUUGAAGGAGACUGCAUUGGACCCUGCAUCCUGGCCUAAGGGAAUUUACUUCAGGGAGUUUGAACAUCUGCAGUCGUCGCGGGAUUUUUGGGGACCGACAAAAAUACUUCGGAUCGAUGGUGCAACCCCCUCAAGGAUCGUAUCAUCACCGAAAAUUUUAGCUACACCUAUAGAUUGA